GGCCGCCGGCUCCGGCUCCGGGCCAUGAGCCCCUCCGCCGCUCGGGCUUGAGCCCGCGAUCGGCCCAGCGCCCCAGGACCUGCGGCGGCUUCCAGCUUCCCGAAGCCCCCUCAGGAUUCCCUUGGCAAGAAUGGAACUGAAGGCCGAGGAGGAGGAGGUGGGUGGCGUCCAGCCGGUGAGCAUCCAGGCCUUCGCCAGUAGCUCCACGCUGCACGGCCUUGCCCACAUCUUCUCCUAUGAGCGGCUCUCCCUGAAGCGGGCACUGUGGGCCCUGUGCUUCCUGGGCUCGCUGGCUGUGCUGCUGUGUGUGUGCACCGAACGUGUGCAGUACUACUUCUGCUACCAUCAUGUCACCAAGCUCGACGAGGUGGCCGCCUCCCAGCUCACCUUCCCCGCCGUCACGCUGUGCAACCUCAACGAGUUUCGCUUCAGCCAAGUCUCCAAGAAUGACCUGUAUCACGCCGGGGAGCUGCUGGCUCUGCUCAACAACAGGUAUGAGAUACCGGACACACAGAUGGCCGAUGAAAAGCAGCUGGAGAUAUUGCAGGACAAGGCCAACUUCCGCAGCUUCAAGCCCAAGCCCUUCAACAUGCGUGAGUUCUAUGACCGAGCGGGACAUGACAUUCGUGACAUGCUGCUUUCCUGUCACUUCCGCGGGGAGGUCUGCAGUGCUGAAGACUUCAAGGUGGUAUUCACACGCUAUGGGAAGUGUUACACAUUUAACUCAGGCCAGGACGGGCGGCCGCGGCUGAAGACCAUGAAGGGCGGGACUGGCAACGGGCUGGAGAUCAUGUUGGACAUCCAGCAGGACGAGUACCUUCCUGUGUGGGGAGAGACCGAUGAGACGUCCUUCGAAGCGGGCAUCAAAGUACAGAUCCACAGUCAGGAUGAACCUCCCUUCAUCGACCAGCUGGGCUUUGGGGUGGCCCCCGGCUUUCAGACCUUUGUGUCCUGCCAGGAGCAGCGGCAGCUCAUCUACCUACCCUCCCCAUGGGGAACCUGCAAUGCUGUUACCAUGGACUCGGAUUUCUUCGACUCCUACAGCAUCACGGCCUGCCGCAUUGAUUGUGAAACACGUUACCUAGUGGAAAACUGCAACUGCCGCAUGGUGCACAUGCCAGGGGACGCCCCAUACUGCACUCCAGAGCAGUACAAGGAGUGUGCAGAUCCUGCCUUGGACUUCCUGGUGGAGAAGGACCAGGAGUACUGUGUGUGUGAAAUGCCCUGCAAUCUGACACGCUACGGCAAGGAGCUGUCCAUGGUGAAGAUCCCCAGCAAAGCUUCUGCCAAGUACCUGGCCAAGAAGUUCAACAAGUCUGAGCAGUACAUAGGGGAGAACAUCCUGGUGCUGGACAUUUUCUUUGAAGUCCUCAACUAUGAGACCAUUGAGCAGAAGAAGGCCUAUGAGAUCGCAGGGCUCCUGGGUGACAUAGGAGGCCAGAUGGGGCUGUUCAUCGGGGCCAGCAUCCUCACGGUGUUGGAACUCUUUGACUAUGCCUACGAGGUGCUGAAGCAUAGGCUGUGCCGACGCGGGAAGUGCCAGAAGGAGGCCAAGAGGAGCAGCGCGGACAAGGGCGUGGCGCUCAGCCUGGAUGACGUCAAGAGACACAACCCUUGCGAGAGUCUCCGGGGCCAUCCUGCCGGGAUGACGUACGCUGCCAACAUCCUACCUCACCAUCCGGCCCGAGGCACGUUUGAGGAUUUUACUUGCUGAGCCCCGCAGGCCGCUUGUACCAAAGGCCUAGGUGGAGGAGGGCUAGGAGAGCAAGGGGCCCCCGACUGCCCCCCUCAUCUACCAUGGGGACUCAACUGCACUCCUGGGCAGUCCUUCCCUUUUGUCUGUGGUGAGGAAGGGGUCCUGACAAUAGAGUCCUCUCCCUGCCUCUAUCCCAUCUUUUUAUUUUAACAAAACUAAUCUUAAAAAAAGAGAACGGGCAAGGGACCUCAGGCUGCCCAUCUCUGCUCCAUGCUGCCUCCCCCUAGCUCCCAGCCUGAAUUCUGUCUGGCUGUCUGUCAUCUUGAGUGUCCACCUACAUUCUGCUGCCACCAGUCACCAAAGCCCCCUCCCAGCGAGGGGUGGAGGGGAUCCCUGGGGUCUCGAAAUGUGGCCCCACACUAGAGAAUGUAUCUGAAGGGAGAGGGCUAGUGAGGGGGCUUCCCCGGCCUUAAGAGGCUCUCUCAGCCCAGUGACUCCCCCCAAGCCCAAGUCUCCAGGCAGGACCUACCUAAAUCCCCAGUUCUACUUCCUCAUUCACAUGGAAUCUCGAGGGGGUGAAGGAUCCCCUGAAGAAGUAUAGAUGGGGACUAGAUGUGGCCCUGGUGCUGUAGACCACAUCUCAAUACUUACAAGUCACCCCCACCCUGCAGCUGCUGGAGAGAAAUCCCGAGAGGCAGCCCUCCUCUACAUCCCAUAAAAGACUGGGCCGGUUAGCUACCAGCUCAGGGAGAGGGGCACUGUGCCUGCCCUCACUGACCUCUCUCCCAGAGGCCCUUGCAGAGGGCCACAUCCAUAAAUUUUCUUAUGGAAUUUUCCCAAGUCCUCUUUCCCCGACUUCAUUUGCUUCUUUCAACAACCUCAUCUGCAUUUUCUAUUUCUAUAUGAUACAGACUCUAUAUUGCUAUAUCUCUGUAUAUACUUUCCUCUAACCAUGUCUGUCUCCACCCUCUUUCCUCUUGUCUCUGAGAAUCAUCCCCACCCCCACCCCAAGUUCUUCCUUCUGUGUUUCUCCCCCAUCCCUGGUCUCUGAAUGCCUUCGCCUGUAUAAAGAGUUGGACUCUCCCCCGGUGUCUGUACUGUGUACACACAUCCCUCUGAGAAGCACAAGGAGACGACACGCGCAUUGUAACCUUCACACUGUCUCGGUGGCAACAUAAAGGAAGCUGUGAAUCACAAGCUCUGCCUCUUUCUGGCCUCACCCUUUCCCUGCCACCUGGGCAAUUUCUGCCCUCCCUGCAGCCUUAACAUUCCCUCCCCAUACCCCAGCUCCACCUUUUCCAAUGCCCUUUGCCAGGCUGAUCGUGGUCUCCCCAGGGAAGGAGUUGCUGCAGAGGUAGUGCCCACCCAGGGGUGGGAGCUGUGUGUUCACUAAGUCAAGAAUGCUAGAGACAGACAGGAGCUAGGGAUUGUUGACUCUCACCGCUUGGGCAGUGGGUGCCCCAGGCAGAAGCUGAAGUCCUCAGCCAGUGGCCUUUCUCUCCUUCUGGGUGCCCGGCCCUCCUUCCUCACUUGAUGCCCAAGCCUACCAUUCAUUUUUUGGGGUGGGCCACACAGUUUGGUCAUGGGAGGAAAGAGGUAGGCCUAGAGGGGGAGUCAAAGCUCUGUUGUUCUGUCUAUCUCUACCUUAUCAGGAGACAAGUAAGGUAGAGGUCCUUCCCACCCACACCAGGCCCUCUUUUGAGGUCAGAGUCCCAACCCCUUUCUAGGCCUUUUCUGUCCCACCGUCUCUUGGUCUCCAAUCCCAGAAAAGGACCUGUGGGUAGGUCACCUGUACAUUGGCCUGGAGCUGGACAGUGAGGCUGUGGGGGCCAAUAGUUUCUUAGAAAUCAGAUCUCCACAUGAAAGCGAGAGCAAGGCCAAGAAGUGUGCACCAGCUGGGGACAGCAGACAGGGCUCUGGGUGACGCAUGCCUCUGGUCUAAUAAACUGGGUUUCAAUCA
Messenger RNA from Jaculus jaculus (lesser Egyptian jerboa), 3656 nucleotides. It is a transcript of the gene Asic1, whose product is annotated as acid sensing ion channel subunit 1. The record is from RefSeq and is a predicted model, not a curated record. Gene Ontology annotation, biological process: sodium ion transmembrane transport. Gene Ontology annotation, cellular component: membrane. The transcript is spliced from 12 exons. NCBI's taxonomy places the organism in Eukaryota, Metazoa, Chordata, Mammalia, Rodentia, Dipodidae. The coding region runs from base 131 to 1714 and encodes 527 amino acids.